Anguilla rostrata (American eel) is the source of this 1169-nucleotide messenger RNA. Its product is annotated as protein SREK1IP1-like. Gene Ontology annotation, cellular component: nucleosome. Gene Ontology annotation, molecular function: DNA binding; structural constituent of chromatin. The transcript has 3 exons. Bases 1 to 408 code for a protein of 135 amino acids. Gene Ontology annotation, biological process: nucleosome assembly. The record is from RefSeq and is a predicted model, not a curated record. Lineage: Eukaryota; Metazoa; Chordata; Actinopteri; Anguilliformes; Anguillidae.
AUGUAUGAAGUGGAAAGAGAAAGCGAAGAAGAACAGGGAAAGGGGGUAGGAGUUGCCAGGAAGGCACUCUUAAAAACACAAGGUUGUAAAACCGAGAAGAAGAAGAAGAAGAAGAGGAAGAAGAGAAAGAAGAGGAAGAAGAAGAAGAAGAAGAAGAAGAAGAAGAAGAAGAAGAAGAAGAAGAAGAAGAAGAAGAAGAAGAAGAAGAAGAAGAAGAAGAAGAAGAAGAAGAAGAAGAAGAAGAAGAAGAAGAAGAAGAAGAAGAAGAAGAAGAAGAAGAGGCGGCGGCGGCGGCGGCAGCAGCAGCAGCAGCAGCAGCAAGAAUCUCUAGGGAAAGGGCUCCUGUUGAGCAGCAGUACCAACAGUGAGAGGAGCUCCAUUCUGAGCCACCAGGCAGAGACUCGCUGAAGAACACACCGCAGCUGUGCAGAGGACAGGGUAGCCGUGUGGAUCUUCAUCACGCAGACUGGGAGUUACACUGCCACUCUACACAUCCAGUCAAAAGGUUCUACCUCAGCGUUGUUGGGCUAUACUGGCUUCACAACUUCUGGCUUGAAAAAUCACUGGGAUGGUGCCUUCAUUCACUCUGAGAUGGAGUCAUUUAGCCCAGUAGAAAAAGGCUCUUUACCGACUUUCAAUGGAAACACUGAAGGGAGCAGUUACUACAGAGAGAGCAGGGCCAAAAAUGCAGAUUGUGAAUACCUCAGCACUACAGCAUUAGGCUCAAGAACUACUCUGAUGGUUGACCAAAUGAAAACUGAGACUAAUGAACAAUGUAGUGUUAACCAUGAUGAACAUCUUCUCACUGCAAUAAAAAUUGAGCCUGAUGAACUGGACCAAAUGAAUACAAAACAGGAAAACCACAGAGAUGAUGGGGAUUUUGGAAAUUUGCCAGUGAACACACUGCAGACUGAAUCUAAUUAUGAUUUACCUGAGAUUGAAAUGGAAACUGAGGAAGAUCAAAGUGAAUGUGGUGGUGUUAGAAAGAGGUUCAGUCUUCAGGGUAAUAAGAGUUUAAGUGACAUGAAAAACAUUAGGUCUCACAGUGAAAUUGACCUGGAUGAGAAAUAUGUUUCUAAGGACAGUGGGAAGCUUUUACAGACUUCAGAGGUCAAUGAAAGGCAGAAAGAGACUCCCACAGGAGAUAAGUUGUAUGCCUGUAGACCACA